This is a messenger RNA of Cherax quadricarinatus, 1775 nucleotides long. The record is from RefSeq and is a predicted model, not a curated record. Lineage: Eukaryota; Metazoa; Arthropoda; Malacostraca; Decapoda; Parastacidae.
CAAGAAAGUUCAUACAAGGGAGAGAGCCUAUUCAUGUGUUCAUCAUAACUAAAAGACAGAAAUAAUUGAGAUUUGGUUUUAUAUAACAUUAUAGAGGAUAAAUAUAUAGAGCUCAUGACAGAUAUUUUUCAGAUUCAAACAGAUGUAAUUCAGGAUGGCAACUAAGAGAGGAAGAAAGUUAUAUCAGUGUUCAGAUUGUCUGAAAGACUUUCAACGACAUCCAGAUCUAGUUAAACAUAUGGAAAUUCAUGCAUUGGAGAAAAAAUAUAAGUGUUAUGUGUAUCUACAAGAUUUUGUAAAGGAUUCACAUCUAGUAAAACAUUCAGGUGUUAAUAAAGGAGAGAAACAAUAUUGCUCAGAGGAUGCUAGUAAAUGCUCAAGUCAGUCAAAUAUGCUGAUACAUAGCACACUUCAUAAACCACUGAAAAAACAACAACAGAGUUCACAGUGUCGGAAAAAUAGUUCUAAUAAGAGAAGUCACGAUCAGCAUAUGAGAGUUCAUAAUUUGAAAAAAUUACAUCAGUGCUCAAAGGAGGAGGAGCCAGAAUGUUCAGAUAAGUCCAGUUUUACUACAGACAUGAAAGUUCACACAAAAGAGACAUCAAAUCAGAGUUCAAAGUGUCUAAAAGACUUUUCUAAUAAGGAAAGCCUAGCUAAAAAUAUUACUCAGUGCUCAGAGGAGACAGAAUGUUCAGAUAAAUCAAAUUUGGCCACAAACAUGAAAGUUUGUAAAACAGAGACAUCAAAUCAGGGUUUAGAGAGUCUUAAAGGCUUUUCUGCUAAGGAGAGUCCAGGUAAAAACAUUACAGUUAAUACAGUAGACAAACCAUUUAAGUGUUCACAGUGUCCAAAGACUUAUUUAGCACAUGGAUAUCUAUUACAACAUACAAGAGUUCAUACAGGAGAGAAACCAUUUAAAUGCUUAUUUUGUCCAAAGAAAUUUUCACUUCAUCAAACUCGACAACGACAUACAAGAAUUCAUGAAAAGAACGGAUCACAUUCAGGAAAAUCAAAUUUGAUUCCACAUGACCUAGCCCAAACAGAAAAGAACACGUACAAGUGUUCGGAGUGUCCAAAAAGCUUCAGACGAUAUUCAAAUCUAGAAAAACAUAACAGAUUUCACACAGGAGAGAAACCACAUCAAUGUUCAGUGUGUCUAAAAAACUUUACUUUAAAUCCACACCUGUUUUGUGGUUUUGCUGUGUUAAAACAUUUAAGAACUCAUAUACGUAAGAAGCAAACUCCCAGCUCAGAAAGUACACAAGACUCUUCAAAUAAUGCAAAUUUGACUACAGGUGUUCAAGUUUAUACAAAAGAGAACACAGAUCAGAGUUCAACAUCUAAAAUCAAUUCUCAUAACAAAGAAGGCAGUGGUCAGCAAACUGAAGUUGAAAUAAGAGAUAAAUCAUACCAGUAUUCAGAGAUCAUACAAGACUUAUCACAACGGACAGAGCCAGUAAAGCAUAUGACACAUCUGUCUCCAGUUGUGCUGGUGAAAAGAUUAUGUAUUAAACAGUAGGGAGUUACAUAUUAAACAGUGCAGAGUUACAUAUUAAACAGCAGAGACUUACCUACUAAACAGUGCUGAGCUGUGUAUUAAAGUGUGUGCUGUAAAUGUUGACAUUAAACAACGCAUUCAAACAUUACUUGACUUGGAAAAGAGGGAAGAGUUAAGAUUGUUGCUUGGUCAUGCUUACAGAGGAUGAAUUCUCCACUUCCCUAUUGAGUAUGUGUGUGUGUGUGUGUGUGUGUGUGUGUGUGUGUGUGUGUGUGUG